Molecule: messenger RNA, 306 nt
Organism: Phytophthora nicotianae INRA-310
Lineage: Eukaryota; Oomycota; Peronosporomycetes; Peronosporales; Peronosporaceae
Exons: 1
Coding region: 1-306 (101 amino acids)
Source: RefSeq, a predicted model, not a curated record
AUGUCGGACAACAAGAACUUCAUCGCCUUCAACUUCAAGAUUGACGGGAAACCUGCAGUUGGGGCACCUUGGAUCAUGUAUCAAGGUAGGCUUGACGCAUUCCCGGUGGUACCGUUGUCGGCACGUAAAACGGUCGCAUACCCACAGUCUACCAUCCAAAGCAUCCCCACAGACGCUACAGUCAGUAACGCCUUCUCGUGCAUUCUGACGUGGAGUUUCUUCGUUAUCGCGGGGUCCUUCAGAAUUCUCUUCGGCGACGUCAUCCACUUCAAACUGGACUUUAGUGGUCUCAGGGGGUUCAACUAA